CAUUCGUAUGUUUGUUUUCUUUUCAGUCGCAACCCUACGCGUGUCUUGGCCGCUACCCAACGUCCCUCAUCGUCCGCCGGCACGACCCGUCACCGUAGGUGUAGCUUGUUUACAUCAAGAGUUCGCCGACACUCCGUACGUGCGGCAUCUGUGAGCGAUCUGUCCUCGCUUCUCCCUCAAGCCGGCAUGAGCUACUCGCCCUACCAACCAGGGACCGCUCCGGGCUACCCACCCCCCUCCCAAGGCUACCCAGCCCCGGGCUUUGGGGCCGAGCAGGGCUACCCACCUCCGACCCAGGGCUACCCGCCUCCGUCCCAGGGCUACCCACCUCCGGCACAGGGUUAUCCACCGCCGGCACAAGGCUACCCUCCUCCCGGGAUGGGCUACCCCACCCCGCAGGGGGACAUGGCAUACGGGGGACCGCCGAUCACGCAGCCCCCGUCCGCGUCGCAGGGAGGCUAUCCUGCCCCCGAAAUGGGUUACGGUGCAGCACCCCCCGCAGCACCCAACUGCCCGCCGGGCCUGGAAUACCUGACUGCCAUCGACCAGCUGCUGGUCAAGCAGAAGGUGGAGCUCCUCGAAGCUUUCCUUGGGUUUGAGACACAGAACAAGUACACCAUCAAGAACAGCAUGGGCCAGAAGGUCUACCACGCCACAGAAGACACGGACUGCUGCACGCGCAACUGCUGCGGGCCCGCCCGUCCCUUCGACAUCAAGGUGGCGGACAACAGCGGGAACGAGGUGCUGCACUUCCAGCGAGACCUGCGCUGCACCUCCUGCUGCUGCCCCUGCUGCCUUCAGAGGCUGGAGGUGUCCGCCCCGCCGGGACGCCCCAUCGGCUGGGUGGUCCAGGAGUGGAGCAUCCUGACACCCCAGUUCCGAGUGGAGAAUGCGGCCGGCGAGUGCGUGCUCAGGAUCGAGGGCCCCAUCUGCACCAUGAGCAUCUGCGGCGACGUCGAGUUCAAGGUGCUGUCCAAGGACGGGUCGGUGGAGGUGGGCAAGAUCAGCAAGCAGUGGGCGGGGCUGCUCAAGGAGGCCUUCACCGACACGGACAACUUCGGCAUCAGCUUCCCCAUCGACCUGGACGUGCACAUGAAGGCCGUCCUGCUGGGGGCCCUCUUCCUCAUCGACUACAUGUUCUUUGAGAAGGCUGGCAACAAGGAACAAGACGGCCCCGGAAUGCUGUAGCGUCUCCUCGACCCCGCAAGCCUACCCGGAUACUUUCCUCCCUUCGAGACACGUUUUCUCUCGCGCAUGUUCAUCGUCUCAGGUGCCGUGUGCCCUCACUCUUUUACCACAUUCACCGCCAUGUUCACGGGUGUGUGCGUGAUACUCCGCAUCACUCUCGUGAAUCACCUGCUGUCUCUCUGGGUUCUUCGGUGUGACCAAACAUUUACCGUGACGAGCGUAGAGGGGAAAAAACCUGCCGAUAGUUUCGGGAAGCUACUUCUUCGCAUGCUUGUAUGUUUAUGAGAGGUGCUAGCAAAUGAAUGCACGUCGUUCCUAUUAAUCCAGUCAGAGUGUCUACCAAUUAGAAAACCAGGAAUUCGGCAGAUCUAGAAAUUGAGGAAUUAUUUCUACCCUGGUUAGCAAUGAACAGGGAAAUUGUGCUUUUCUUUCUUUUAGCAACAGAAAUCUAUAUGUGCGUUUCGUGACAUACGUUGAAGGCGACUCUGUUGGCUUGCUGAAACAAACUUCUGCUCAGAAACCAGAGUCUUGAGGCCACCCAGACAUUCGACCCGAAUUAUCUCUCGAAACGUGCACCAAGAUUAACUUCUCCCCCCGCCAUCAUUGCAUCUUUGAACGGUGCGGGCAGCUCCUCCGCCUAAUGGCCUCACGACGCGAGAGAUCAUCUUUCGAGCUUCCUCCCUUACUCGUAAAUGAACCAUUUCUGCUGGCCGUUCCUAGCUUGGUGGCCGAGUUCAUUUUUGUUGCUCAGGCGAGAACAUUUCAAAGUUCAAACUGGAGAAGCUGUCAGGUGUGACAAUAUUUUCAGAUAAAAGCUGCACUUUAAGACACACGCCCUCUCUUCUUAGGGGUCUGUCGAGGAAUUUCGAUUAAGUAGUCCGGCAAAAACCCAGGAAAAUCGGGGAAUUUAAAAACAUUCUUUUGGUAGACACCAUGUGGUGCAACCUGGAUGUUGAAAUUCCACUCGUUAUAUCUUACUCUUUUUUCGACACUCCUUUCAUUACUCGUUGAAGUUUUACCCUCCUAAAAAUGAGUUCUAAGUGACAGCCCACAUCUGCCAAACCAGUGAAACAACAUGAAAAUUGUGCAAAACUUACUUAGAGCUUUUUGCAGUAAGCAAAUUGUAUGUUGUUUCUUUGUACAGUGGAAUCUCGUUAAUUCAAACUCUCUUAAUUCAAACUAACAUGCGUGUCCCAUCCUAUCUGUUUCUAGGAAAGAAACUCCUGGUAAUUCAGAGUUUGCAUUACUAUUCAAAGGUUUGGUCCCCCUCAGGUUCAAAUUACCGAGAUGCCACUGUACUAUUCUAGUAUAAGUGGGAUGCUAGUAUAAGUGGGAUGCAUUGAGCAUUGCUUUACUUGAAGGGUGGGGUUCUAAUUUUUUGUCUUUUCAAGAACUUUUACAAUGAAACAUGGUGCUCCAUUCGUGUAAAAUGUUUGAUCUAAAAGUGUUUCCUAAUUUCUGAAUGCAUUCUUUUGUCAUGUUCCAUGAUCAUUUUGCGUUACUGUAUGACGAGCCUUGGUGAUUUUCAUUCUUCUGAUCCUUUGUUUGCCAACAUAAAAUGAGAUUCUUGUUUGUCGAAUAGAGAAGUCAUUUUUAUAAAUGAGAACCUUUUAGAUUGGAAUUCACUGUUUCUUUGAGGUUUACUGGAACUGAGCCUUCAAACUGCAAGUGCUCUCGAAGAGAAAUUCGAAAUCUUUCUGUAGUCGCUGGUCGCCUCCACGCUACGAGUUCACUAAUAUUUCCCCAAAACAGUUCCUGUAUGAGAAUCUCGUUUACGUAUGACGGUCUUAUUCGUUUCAGCAUGUUUUGUUGGAGAUGUUGCUAUGUUUUAUGUUCUGUAAACUUUCCUUGAACCAGUGUUCAUCUAUCUGUCAAUGCACACGCUUCGAGCAUACUCUAGGAAGUUGUGUUGCGAUAGAACUUAGUGUGCAACAUGGUCGAAUGUGAUAUCUUGCUUUCUCUGAAACUAUCUGGUUAUGUCGUAUGUCUGUCAAUGUUGCUUUAAGUUUUGGUGAUGCUCCGAUACUGAUAUGAAAUAUAUACUAUGCCUGCCGAGCGAGAAAUGUUACUCGCUAGCUUACCAGAGCGACCCGUCACUAGCAUUUUGAAGCAUCCUGCGAUCUGGUAUUGUUGCUUUACUUGUAACUGCUUCAGUACCCUGACCAUGCCAGAUGAACGUUAUCCCGUAAUGAAGGUGCUUUGAUCAAGUUUAGUGUCUCCAAGCAUGUGGUCUUCUGGUCUCUAGCCAGCCGCACUAUCAAAUGUUUGAAAAGCAUCAGUGUGUGGUCCUCUCUGGCCAGUUUGCCGUAUUGGAUGCUCGAUGCUCGGCUUGGCUCGGGUCGUAUAUAGUGUCCGCAAUAUUUGCGCAGAAGGCCAGACUGAACAAAAUGGUUAGGUUGCUGUGAAAUUGCAACACCUGCUUUACAUGAUGCGUGAAUUGUGCCACGAGCUCCAGUGAGUUUCGCGUUGCUGUUACAUUCGAUGGCUGGCCGCUCAACCGACUUUCACCGUCAUACCCUGCCCAAGCCAUUGCGCAACCACGGCCGGGCUAGAUUGCAUAGCUGCACUCUCUUAUGGCCUUCGCUCGUGACUGCGGCUCGAUAGAAGUAAGGGUAGGGUCAUUGUGACCCUAUCCUCACUGCAGCGCAUCAACUCCUCCUGACCAGGCACCACAAUCUCCCUGUGUUGGCCUCUUCGCUCUGGGAUCAAGGCAGAGGAAUUUCCAGACUAGUUGUGCCCAUGGAACAUAACGCCGCAUGCUUGCAGAGUCUUAUGCGUAACACCUCUUUCUUUGUCUUCUCAAUAGACACUAGUCUAUAAACAAAUGUUUUUUACAGUAGGUACAAAAAUUUCAUUUAGCACAAGGAUCAUGUGAUGGGCUAGUUGGUUAUGCAUUACGAAUUUAAAAGUAGCGCUAAAGACGAGGACAAGUAGAAGACACGGACAGGCGCUGACUCGCAACUGAUAUUUAGUGAAGAAUAAAAGGAAGAUAAACUCAGAAGUGCAAGGACAUAUACGAAAUGAAAAGGAAGACUAGCCAAAACGAAAGCAACAAUUAUUUCUGACUUCAAAAUUAAGAAAUAAGAAAAAAGUAUGGUAAAAAUUAAAAAAUUACACUAAAAAAAUUUAAAUGAAAACCUACUCCAAUUAGAUGAAAGAAAGAAAAAGAAAGAGGAAAAAGAGGACUCUGAAAAUUAAUCUAGUUAUUUUAUACGAGGAAUUCGGCGCAGAUUUUCAAUCGCGGUGGUCGGAAUAGUUGUCCAGGAUGGCUCUGGCGGCACUGGAAAGGGCAGCGUAGUUGCGCCCCCACGCAGCUAGAAAAAAGAUAGUUGCUCUUAGGCUGGAGCGAAGGCCGUAAGAAAGCCGCUUUUUAGCCCUGCCGUGGCACGACAUCGAGGCAACAGAGUUUUUAUAUAGACCCGAGAAAUUGGAGUUUAUGUAGUUUUAUUUUUGCAUAGUUGCAUAGCCCACCCGGCUGCAGAAGUCACGCAUUUGCCCCGAAAUGCAGAGAGAACUAUUUUGACAGCUUGUUACGCAGUGCAGGAUAGCAUAGUUGUAUCUGCCAGAUUGAUGUAACCUCACUUUCGUGUGACCUGCCCUUUGGACUUUGCUUUCUAACCUUUUUUGCUGUUGUCACAUUGUACCAUGUUUCGGCACAAAUAAAUUGGUCCAUAAAGUGUUA
Ixodes scapularis (black-legged tick) is the source of this 4870-nucleotide messenger RNA. RefSeq names its product phospholipid scramblase 2-like. The transcript has 8 exons. Gene Ontology annotation, biological process: plasma membrane phospholipid scrambling. The record is from RefSeq and is a predicted model, not a curated record. Lineage: Eukaryota; Metazoa; Arthropoda; Arachnida; Ixodida; Ixodidae. Gene Ontology annotation, cellular component: plasma membrane. Gene Ontology annotation, molecular function: phospholipid scramblase activity. Bases 187 to 1188 code for a protein of 333 amino acids.